Penicillium antarcticum is the source of this 225-nucleotide messenger RNA. RefSeq lists its product as uncharacterized. The record is from RefSeq and is a predicted model, not a curated record. NCBI's taxonomy places the organism in Eukaryota, Fungi, Ascomycota, Eurotiomycetes, Eurotiales, Aspergillaceae. The transcript has a single exon. Bases 1 to 225 code for a protein of 74 amino acids.
AUGGACGGCAAGGUUUCAGUCGUUUCCGUCUUCAUCAUCUGUCUUCCUCCCCUGUCUUCGUCUAUCCUUGUCUAUCCGCUUCUCACACCGCUCCAGGGCAGCAGCACGAGCAUCAAACGUCGGCUGCAAAUAUCUCUUUUGGAUCCUCCUGGCCUCCUGUAUUUCCUUGUCAAGCCUCUGCUGCUCGUCGUGCACUUCACGAAAUCCAAGAAUGAUUUCUUGUGA